Messenger RNA from Hirsutella rhossiliensis, 1005 nucleotides. RefSeq names its product d-isomer specific 2-hydroxyacid dehydrogenase, NAD binding domain-containing protein. Lineage: Eukaryota; Fungi; Ascomycota; Sordariomycetes; Hypocreales; Ophiocordycipitaceae. The transcript has 4 exons. Gene Ontology annotation, cellular component: cytosol. Bases 1 to 1005 code for a protein of 334 amino acids. Gene Ontology annotation, molecular function: glyoxylate reductase (NADPH) activity; hydroxypyruvate reductase [NAD(P)H] activity; NAD binding. The record is from RefSeq and is a predicted model, not a curated record.
AUGGCGGGCAAGCCCAAGGUUUUGCUCCUGGGCAAGAUUGAACACGCCCACGAUGCGUGGUCAACCAUUUCCGACAUCGCGCACGUUGUCGUCCCCAAGGCCACCAGCCGCGACGAGUUCCUAGCCGAGUGCAAGUCGGGCGCCUUCGACGGCGUCACCGUCGCCUACCGCACCUUUGACUCGGUCGCCAUCACCGGCAGAGUCGACGCCGAGUUCCUGGACGCGGCGCCAAAGAGCCUCAAGUUCAUCUGCCACAACGGCGCUGGCUACGACCAGGUCGACGUCGCCGCCUGCACCGCCCGCAAAGUCCGCGUCUCCAACACCCCCACGGCCGUCGACGACGCCACCGCAGACAUCACCAUCUGGCUCCUCAUCGGCGCCCUGCGCAACCUCCCCACCUCCAUGGCUGCCCUGCGCGCUGGCACCUGGCGCGGCAAGUCCCUCCCCGCCCUUGGCCACGACCCCCAGGGCAAGAUCCUGGGUAUCCUGGGCAUGGGCGGCAUCGGCCGCAACGUCGCCGCAAAGGCCCGCGCCUUCGGCAUGAAAAUUCGCUACCACAAUCGCUCGCGCCUGAGCCCCGACCUCGAGGAUGGUGCCGAGUAUGUCGACUUUGACACGCUGCUCAAGGAGAGCGACGUGCUCAGCCUGAAUCUCCCUCUCAACUCGAAAACUCGCCACACAAUCUCCGCCCCCCAAUUCGCCAUGAUGAAGCCCGGCAUCGUCAUCGUCAACACAGCCCGCGGCGCCGUCAUGGACGAGGCCGCCCUCGUCGACGCCCUCGCCUCGGGCCAGGUCGCCAGCGCCGGCCUCGACGUCUACGAAAACGAGCCCGAGGUCCACCAGGGUCUGCUCGCAAACGACAGCGUCCUCCUCGUCCCGCACAUGGGCACCUGGACCACAGAGACGCAGACAAAGAUGGAGGAGUGGACCAUCAGCAACGCCCGCAUGGCUGUCACCGAUGCAAAGCUGAGGAGCAUCGUGCCUGAGCAGCGCGACAUGGCUUGA